Molecule: messenger RNA, 1194 nt
Organism: Danio rerio (zebrafish)
Lineage: Eukaryota; Metazoa; Chordata; Actinopteri; Cypriniformes; Danionidae
Source: RefSeq, a predicted model, not a curated record
UUUUAUUUUGACAUCAACAACGUCCUCCGUCAACCGGAAGUGGUCAAACAGACUUUCAUAUGUGCCUUUGCAGCCACAACUAAACAAACAUUCUAAGUUUUUAACCUAAGAUGUGAUUAUACAUUCAAAAGUAGCAAUCCUCAAUAAGUGUACAAUGUCGGACCGCAAACGAAGACGAGAGCACAGCGAGGACAAACGUGAACGAAAGAAACACAAGGAGACAAGACAAGAUGAAGAUAAAUACAAGCACCAAACCAAAAAACUGAUCCAUGAGGUGCAGAAACUCAAGCAUGUGGAGACUUUCUAUGAAAAUGCUCCUCCUGGUUUUAUAAAGGAAGACACCGAGAAACCAGAGGACUGUAUUCCUGAUGACCCCGGCAAUGAGGAUGCCAGGAGCUUCUUGGCUCACGCUCCCACCAAAGGCCUGUGGAUGCCUCUGGGGAAAGAGGUGAAGGUCAUGCAGUGCUGGAGAUGUAAGAAGUACGGCCACAGAACAGGAGACAAAGAAUGUCCUUUCUUCAUUAAAGGCAACCAGAAACUGGAGCAGUUCAGGGUGGCACAUGAAGAUCCAAUGUAUGAUAUCAUCCGAGAAAACAAACGUAAUGAAAAAGAGACAAGGAUCCAGCAGUUAAAACAGCUGCUUCAGGACACAACCUCCGACUCAGACUCCACUUCUUCUUCAUCAUCAUCAUCCUCCUCCUCUGAUCACAGCCGGAAGAAGAAGAAGAAGAAAAAGGAGAAGAGGAAGAAAGAAAAGAAGAAACACAAGAAGAAAAAGAAGAAGCAGAAGGUCAGGGCCGGCAGUGACUCAGACUCCGACUGAAGCAGGAUUCAACACUCUGACUGUCUCAUAAAGUCUGCAGUGUCUGUCGGCCGAUCAGAGGAACAGAACAGGCUUCAUGCGUUCCCCAGGACAACACGCAUCUGCUCAAUAAUGCAUGAGUGCAUUUAAUCCCCUCUGUCGCAUGCAAUGCUUAGGAUAUAUACAUGUCUCUAUCUGAUUCCCCAUAGCCGGUCUUCAUCAGACUGUUAAUAUGUUUGGCCCAUUGGAUUGAAGUCUGUAGUGAACGGAGUUUUUGAAUGUAUGUUGAUUUACAUUUUACUGAAUGUGUCACUGUGAAAAUAACCGACGAGAGCUUAUGAUACAUGCCAUCUGCUGCUGUGAACAGUGACGUAAAUAAAUCAGUGACUGUC